Protopolystoma xenopodis is the source of this 498-nucleotide messenger RNA. The record is from the annotation of a GenBank genome assembly. Lineage: Eukaryota; Metazoa; Platyhelminthes; Monogenea; Polystomatidea; Polystomatidae.
AUGUCAUGCCAGCUGGCUAACCGCAUUAUGACUUGCCACUAUCCACAGGCAUCAAACUCAGAUCCCAUCAGCCUUCAGGGCCAAUCGCCGCUUGUACGAGACCGGCAACCAUCCAGAGUUCUGAUUGCUUGGUCUCUUUUACCACACGAGCGCCGAAUGUCAGUUGUGAAUCUAACGAUGCGCAGGCUCGCUUCAGCCUUACGGGCCACAGCUGGAAUGGCGGCAAUAGCACAGGCCGCAAACGAUGCCAUGAAGCCUAACUUGUCGGAUGAGGUUUAUUUUGGUGAAGAAGCUUGUGGAUUGGAUGAAUGCCGUAUGAAUGCUGUUACUAGCGGACUUUCUAGCCGUGGUCUACCGUCGGGCACCAGACUGAUUGGCCAAAAUGAAUCAUUGAACGUCUCCGACCUAGCAGUCCGAUUGCCUCUUGAAGCAGAGCCUAUAAAAAACAAGGAGGCUAUGCUUUGGCAGGUCAGAUCAUCCGCUCAUGUGUACCUUUGA